UUUUUCCUCAGUUUUGCAGAAAUUUAUUUAGAGGCAUGUAUUUCGAAUGAAUGGGAAAACUGGUAGCACUUUAUAUUACAGUCCUGUUCCAUAUGUACAUAUAUACUUGUUAUAGUACAAUAACUCGGUAAUAACUACUGUAGGUACUAAACAUGAACCUACGCCUAAACCUAACCAUAAUCCAUGUUACCUUAUAUUAUCCAGUAUUUUCUUAGGUAAGUACACUCUAAGUGCACAUACUGUAAAAUAAAAUGCAUCCAGAAAACCUCAGGGUUUGCCAAAGUGUUGACCAAAUCUGACCAAUGAGAAUUGCAGACAUAAUGGCCAGUUGUCGUUUCAGAUAUCCAAUUCCUCCUUAAUUUUAAACUGACCUGGCUUUUUCUACACCCUUAAAAUGCAUCACAUGUAUUCCUUAAAAUGCUCCAUCAGAGCCUUUGCUAUAGAGCAUACCAUUUGGGAAAGAUGUGUUGUUACAGCAAAGCAUGCUUUCACACCCUGCUUGAUCUUCUUUUCAAAUAAAAGAGUUCAUUAUCAAUUACUAUAUAAUACUGUGAGAUUUAGUAGAUGUAGAUGCAGCUUAUUACUUAGUGGAUUGCUUUGUAAUUACUAUGCUAUUACUAUAAAAGUAUGGAACAUCUUGGCAACAAAUCAAACAUAUCAUCAUCUUUGUAAACCAUGCAUGAUCAACUCUGAGAUAAACUCUGCUGUAUUAAAGUAUCAAACAUUUAUUGAUUUCAAAUCUACUUUAUUCACCUUAGCAUCUUUUACAAACCAAUUAUAAAUGUACAGUAUCAGUCAUAAAUUAGGGGUCUUAACUGAUAAAGUCAUGCUUUUUGGGAGACGUCAUGCCGUCUGUAUUUUAGGCACUGUGCCUGCUUCAUUUUUAAAUCCUAACAAGCUCUUUCAAUGCUAGAACGGAGCACUCUUCUAAAGGGGAUAUCCCAUGGCAACCAAACUGGCACAAGAAUCGUUGCACACAAAUUCACACAAUGACACACAACUAAUACACACACACGAAAUACAAGAACACUGCAAUCGACUCCUGUUUAGUAGCCCCGGGGUCUCAGUGUGGUAAAGCGAUAAUCCUAUCAAACAACAGGUCGAAGUUUAUUAUCUGCAGCUCAAUAUCAGCCACAGGAACACCAGGGCAUAGAGGGCCCCUCCAGAUACAUAGAACGAGAGAGAGAGAAAACAAGAAACUUUUUGCGGUAGCUGGGACAUUUGGUCAGUUUCAUUUGGUUCUGUUGUGAAUGAAGAAUUUGAGUUCACCUCUAGUUGGUGGCAUCUCGACUCACCUGACUACAGAAUAAAGUCAUCUCAGAGCCUGUCUGAAGUGUUGUGUUCAUUUGAAAACAUUCAAAAUCAUUAGCCUGCAUUCGACAGACGGAUAAUACAGUACUGGACUGAGGUGGAUUAUUAUCUGACUGUGGUGUGACAUUGUUCCUGUGAUGGGGAAGACUGGCCAGAGCACGGUGGACCUCAACUCACCCUCAGACGUGAAGCAGGCGUUCCCAAUUGAGGACCUAGAUCACAACACUGUUCCUGUAGAAGAGGAGAAGGAGAAUAAAGUACCAGAUAGAGGAUCUUGGAAGGGAAAAUUUGACUUUUUACUAUCCUGUGUUGGAUACGCCAUUGGGCUGGGAAAUGUGUGGAGGUUCCCAUAUCUGUGCGGAAAGAAUGGUGGAGGAGCUUUUCUUAUACCAUACUUCACUACUCUGGUGUUUGCUGGUAUCCCACUGUUUCUGCUGGAGACGUCAUUAGGACAGUAUACAUCAGUGGGGGGGCUGGGAGUAUGGAAAUUAAUACCCAUGAUGAAAGGUGUGGGUCUGGCUGCUGUGGUUUUGUCCUUCUGGCUUAACAUCUAUUACAUCAUCAUCAUCGCCUGGGCUCUGUACUACCUCUUCAACUCUUUUAAAGCAGAGUUACCAUGGCAAACUUGUGAUAACACUUGGAACACUGAUCGUUGCUUUUCCAACUACAGUCUGAUAGACACCACCAACCUGACCAGUGCCGUCACUGAGUUCUGGGAGAGGAACAUGCAUCAGUUAACAAACGGUUUGGAGGAACCAGGGGAAUUGCGCUGGCCAUUGGUUGGAACAUUAGCAUUGUCUUGGAUUCUUGUCUAUUUCUCAAUCUGGAAAGGAGUGGAGUGGACAGGGAAGGUGGUGUAUUUCUCCGCCACGUAUCCUUACUUCAUGCUCUUUAUUCUGUUUUUCCGUGGAGUCACUCUCCCUGGAGCGAUAGAUGGCGUCCUCUUCUAUGUCACCCCAGACUUCAACAAGCUUUUGAAAUCUGAGGUGUGGUUGGAUGCUGCCACUCAGAUCUUCUUCUCUUAUGGUCUGGGUUUAGGUUCUCUCAUUGCUCUGGGAAGCUACAACUCCUACAACAAUGAUGUCUACAGAGAUUCUAUCAUUGUGUGCUGUAUAAACUCCUGCACCAGUAUGUUUGCUGGGAUCGUCAUAUUUUCCAUUGUGGGUUUCAUGUCAUACAUCACAAAGAGACCCAUUGAAGAACUGGCUGCUUCAGGUCCUGGUUUGGCAUUUUUGGCCUAUCCGCAAGUUGUCACACAGCUUCCCAUGUCUUCACUCUGGGCUAUUCUCUUCUUCUCAAUGCUCAUGAUGCUGGGAUUGGACAGUCAGUUUUGUACAGUGGAAGGCUUCAUAACUGCUCUAAUGGAUGAAUAUCCCACAGUCCUGAGGAAGAGAAAGAAACUCUUCAUCCUCAUUGUCUGUAUUAUAUCCUUUGUCAUCGGUUUCUCCAAUAUCACACAGGGCGGCUUGUAUGUGUUCAAAUUGUUUGACUACUACUCGGCCAGUGGAAUGUGUCUUCUGUUCCUGGUCUUCUUUGAGACAAUCUCCAUUUCCUGGUUCUAUGGUGCAGAGAAAUUCUAUGAAAAUAUUGAAGAUAUGAUUGGUUAUCGACCUUGUGGCUUUUGGAAAUAUUGCUGGAUUUACUUUACUCCAAUAAUCUGCUUGGGUGUUUUCACAUUCAGUGCAAUAGAAAUGACUCCUCUGACACUAGGGAAGUAUGUGUACCCGGCCUGGGGUCAGGGCAUCGGCUGGUUAAUGUCCCUCUCUUCCAUGAUUUUAAUACCUGCAUACAUCAUCUAUAUGUUCUUCUCUACCAAAGGCAGCAUCCGACAGCGAUGGCAUACGAUGACCAAACCCACUGAGAUCACAACCUCGGAAACCAAUGAUCCCACACAACAAUCCACACAGACAGCAAGUACAGAUGAAGCUUCUGUCUGAGAUCAUUUCAUCUUUUCUGUACAAUGGCCAUUAAAGACCAGCAGAAAAAUAACUUUUCCUCCAUUCCAUACUUUUUGUCUUUUGGAGAGUCUACAACAGGUGGAAGUGGACUAUGCACAUGUUCAUCUGAUUUUUGUUCUCCCAUUUUAUUUCCAUACAUGCCUCUCUGAUGUUGCAUAAUGAAAUGUGAGGGGCUGCAGUACCUGUGUCUGUGGAGAAUGCAAUUUCAGUGUCUGACAAUUUCAGUGGUCAGUAUAAAUCUAGAUGCAGUCCAAGCAGUUGAUUGGAAGGUCUACAUAACUGUUGCAUUCCCAUGUUAUUUUAAAUUCCUCACAGUAUUUACCUCAAGAUGAGGAGUGAAUGUUUCUCUUGGUGUCAGCCAUUAUAGUGGCUAAUUUUGAAGGCUAAGUAUGAUUGUUCUUGUCACAAUUUAUUGAACAAAAUUAACUACAGAAAAUUGAAAAUUUUGUCUAUGGAUGACAAUGACUUUUUUUUUUUUUAAGUCAUUAAGAUUUUAGGUUCAAAAUUUGUAUGAAUAUAUAAAAAGGGUAUAUUUUAGAACAUCACCAUUUCACCAUUUUAACAUUCAGUAUUAAUCUUCAAGUGUAGUAAGAACUAAGUGAUGCUAAUGAGCAUAAUUUAAACUGUUUCUGAGGAUGCUUGUAAAUACAUGUUGUUAGUAUUAUUUAAAUAUUGUAAUUGUAUUUACAUGUAGAAUGUGUGACAUACACUAUAAUAGAUAAAAGACAAUAUGUUACAGCAGACAACAUAUUAAUUUGAAAUUAAUGAAAACAAGGCUAUGGGAAAUAGAACAGUCUGUACAAUCCAUUCGACUCUCAAUUAUUAAGUAAGCAACAAAUUAGUCAUAACUUGAAAGGCCUAACAUUGACAUUUCCUGCUGAAACAGGAAGUUUGGGUGGGACAUAUUGAAGGGCUCAUCGCUUUCAUAGACGUGAUCACAAAUCUGAAUUAAAAUUUUAAAAUCAUGGGUCUUUAACUUGUUUUAUUUUGUUUCCUCAUAGCCUCAUUUACCGUGUCAAAUUAAAUAUGCCAUCUUCUCUGAAUGUCUUUAUGAAGUGUUACCAAAGUUACAAAGAGGACUUUUAUUUUGAGGAUAAUAUUUUGAUAUAAAUUAUAGAUUUUGUGAAUUGGUUUCAAAUUCAAUAAAGAAAAAAAAAUAAAAACAAUUAAAACUGAUGCUUCAACAUAAACACAUUAAUAGAUCUAUAUAGAUAGAUGGCAUUCAGCCAUGUGGUUUAACUGUAAAGGUUAGUGAUUUGAAAAUGUUAGUAAUUAGUAAGAAUGUCUUGAGAGGAACUAUGGUCUUAUUUUAUUCUUGCAUACUUUGACAAACACUAACAAUCCAGUAGGGGCAUAGCAGCAGUAUAUGGAAGGUAGUAAUAAAAUAUCACUUUGCAUACUGUGCAUAUUGCUUUAGGUUUAUAUAUAUCCAUUUCAGCAGCAGUUCUGACAGGGGGAAAAAAAUAGACACUAUUAGUUAGCUGACCUCUGUGACCUUUGACCUAUGUUGAUACAGUUCUGCAUUAAAGUUGAAAAAAGGCUCUAUCAUGUGCUUAUACAACAAACCACUCAUGUCAGUCUGAAAAGGACAGCAAAUAAAUAACCAGACCACUCAUGUAGGUCUGGAAUAGACAGAAAACAUGUUUAAUAAUGUGUAAAUCUUCAAUAUAGAAAGAGUAAAACUCACAGUCGGAUAAUGGGACUGACUGCCUUUCAAAAACAUAAUUUGCUAACUCACAAUAACUUUUUGUCAAAAUUAGCACUAAUAAACAUUGAUGUUAUACUUCCUUCAAGCUCUACUGGGGGUUCUGAAAUCUGAAGUGAUUUUGUUCAGAAUAAAAUGGGCCUUUUAAGAUGU
This is a messenger RNA of Cyprinus carpio (common carp), 5127 nucleotides long. It is a transcript of the gene slc6a1l, whose product is annotated as sodium- and chloride-dependent GABA transporter 1. NCBI's taxonomy places the organism in Eukaryota, Metazoa, Chordata, Actinopteri, Cypriniformes, Cyprinidae. Gene Ontology annotation, cellular component: plasma membrane. Gene Ontology annotation, biological process: sodium ion transmembrane transport; neurotransmitter transport. The record is from RefSeq and is a predicted model, not a curated record. Gene Ontology annotation, molecular function: gamma-aminobutyric acid:sodium:chloride symporter activity.